Messenger RNA from Oncorhynchus masou masou (cherry salmon), 2495 nucleotides. Its product is annotated as zinc finger protein 660-like. NCBI's taxonomy places the organism in Eukaryota, Metazoa, Chordata, Actinopteri, Salmoniformes, Salmonidae. The coding region runs from base 237 to 1787 and encodes 516 amino acids. Gene Ontology annotation, cellular component: nucleus. Gene Ontology annotation, biological process: regulation of gene expression. The record is from RefSeq and is a predicted model, not a curated record. The transcript is spliced from 2 exons.
GUCGACUACUGAAUCAGCCACAUCGGUAGCUUGCUAGCCGACAUAAAACCGAAUAAUUGAAGCUACUUUGACUAUUUUGUGUAUAUUAAUAUGUGUUUUAGACACAAUUGUUUGUACGUAUAUAGGUGUUAACUUAACGUACUUGUUCAAUGUAUUAAUUUGUUCAGAUUGAUUUGAUUCUGAGCCUCGCACUAGGCUAGUCGCUAAUGCUACCUAGCUAGCAUACGUCCCUUACCAUGAGCUCACUAAGCUACUCGCCCCUUGCUAAAGAAGAGGAUGUCUAUUGGACGGAGAAAGGAGCUCUGGAGCUGAACAUUGUCGUAAAAGAAGAAGAUGAUAAUAGUACAGUGAAAGAAGAAGAAGCUUUCAGAAUCAAACAGGAGGAAAUCACACCGACAGAAGAACAGGAGGAUGUUGUCGUGAAAAAAGAGAAAGAUCUUUUUGGAGUGAAAGAGGAAGAGGGGAUAGAGGCUGUCGCGGUGGUAGAGGAGGAGGUAGAAGCUUUCAGAAUCAAAAAGGAGGAAGACGAGUCUGUUAUAGUGAAAGAAGAUAAAUAUAUUUUUGUAGUGAAAGAGGAAGAUGUAGAAGCUUUCAGAAUCAAAAAGGAGGAAGAGGAGGAUGUUAUCGUGAAAAAAGUAGAAGAACCUUUUAGAGCGGAAGAGGACGAUAUCUCAAUGAAGGUAGAGGGGAUAGAGGCUGUCAGAGUGGAAGAGGUAGAAGCUUUCAGAAUUAAACAAGAGGAAGAUGAGGAUGUUAUAGUGAAAAAAGUAGAUGAACCUUUUAGAGAGGAAGAGGACAAUAUCUCAAUGAAGGUAAAGGAGGAAGACGUUUUGGGAGUGAAAGAGGAGGAAGGAGAUGAAGAGGAGACUGAAGAUCUGAUUAACACCAAAGAGCGACCCGACUUAGAGGAACCAGAGACGUCUGAACCAGCGAGACGACACCACUGUUCCCAGUGUGGAAAGAGUUAUACCCAUUUAGGGAAUCUUAAAAACCACAAGAGAACACAUGCAGAGAAGAAGUCUUACAACUGUUCCCAGUGUGGAAAGAGUUUUCACCAUUUAGGGAAUCUUAAAAACCACAAGAGAACACACGCAGAGAAGAAGUCUUACAACUGCUCUCAGUGUGGAAAAAGUUUUAACCAUUUAGGGAAUCUUAAAAACCACAAGAGAACACACGCAGAGAAGAAGUCUUACAACUGUUCCCAGUGUGGAAAGAGUUUUAACCAUUUAGGGAAUCUUAAAAACCACAAGAGAACACACGCAGAGAAGAAGUCUUACAACUGCUCUCAGUGUGCAAAGAGUUUUACUCGUUUACGUAACCUAAAAUCGCAUGAGAGACGACACACAGGAGAUAAGCCUUACCAAUGCUCUCAGUGUGGUAAGAGAUUUAUUGAGUCAACAGAACUGAAAGUUCAUAAGAGAAUACACACAGGGGAAAAACCAUUCCAAUGCUCUGAGUGUGGAAAUACAUUUUCCCGAUCAGGGGACCUGAAAUCACAUGAGAGAAUACACACAGGGGAAAAGCCUUACCACUGUUCCCAUUGUGAAAAGAGUUUCAGUUGGUCAGGGCAACUGAAAGAGCACAAGAGAAUACACACAGGUGAAAAGCCAUUCCAAUGCUCGCAGUGUGAAAAGAGUUUUACUCAGAUUGGGAACCUGAGAACACAUGAGAGAAUACACACAGGAGAGAAGCCAUUCCAUUGCUCUCAGUGUGGAAAGAGUUUUACCCAAUUAAGGAGCCUGAAAAGUCAUGAGAGGGCACACACAGUGGAGAAGCCUUUCCAAUGAUCUCAGUGUGAAAAUGGUUUUACCCGGUUAGGGUACCUGAAAACACAUGAGGUGACACACAAAGGAGGGUAGCCUCACCUCUGCUCCCAGUGUGAAAUUCAUUAGAGUUAACUGCACCUCAGAUUGCAGCCCAAAUACAGGGUUACCCAAGUAUGUGUCACAGCAUCAUCGGACUGAGCUUGUUGUCAUUGCAGGCAAUCUCAAUGCUGUGUGUUACAGGGAAGACAUCCUCCUCCCUCAUGUGGUACCCUUCCUGCAGGCUCAUCCUGACAUGACCCUCCAUGACCCUGAGUGAUUUCUUGCAAGACAGGAAUGUCAGUGUUCUGCCAUGGACAGCAAAGAGCCCGGAUCUCAAUCCCAUUGAGCACGUCUGGGCCCUGUUGGAUCGGAGGGUGAGGGCUCGGGCCAUUCCCCCCAGAAAUGUCCGGGAACUUGCAGGUGCCUUGGAGGAAGAGUGAGAACGGGCAAAUCUGGUGCAGUCCAUGAGGAGGAGAUGCACUGCAGUACUUAAUGCAGCUGGUGGCCACAGCAGAUACUGACUGUUACUUUUGAUUUUGAACCCGCCCCCUUUGUUCAGGGACACAUUAUUCAAUUUCUGUUAGUCACGUGUCUGUGGAACUUGUUCAGUUUAUGUCUCGGUUGUUAAAUCUUGUUAUGUUUAUACAAAUAUUUACUCGUGUUAAAUUUGCUGAAAAUAAACUCAGUUGA